AUGGCGGAAGAGAUUGUGGCGGGGUCUGCUGAUUUUCCAUUGAAGAGGUCCAGAGAGGAAGAAGAGAACGGAGUCUAUGCGGCCUCAACCGUGUCCGUGGAGACUGAUACUGGCAAAGAGGCUGAUGGUGUUUCUGCUGUUAUUCCUGGGUGGUUUUCAGAGAUUAGCCCAAUGUGGCCAGGAGAGGCACAUUCCUUGAAGAUAGAGAAGAUUCUAUUUCAAGGGAAGUCUGACUAUCAGGAUGUGAUGGUCUUCCAGUCAUCAACAUAUGGAAAGGUUCUUGUAUUGGAUGGGGUGAUUCAGCUAACCGAAAGGGAUGAAUGUGCCUAUCAAGAAAUGAUUACUCAUCUUCCCCUCUGCUCAAUUCCAAACCCAACGAAGGUUUUGGUUAUCGGUGGAGGAGAUGGUGGAGUUCUGCGGGAAGUGGCUCGCUAUUCUUCUAUUGAGCAGAUAGAUAUAUGUGAGAUUGACAAGAUGGUGGUUGAUGUGUCUAAGCAGUUUUUCCCUGCUGUAGCUGUUGGAUAUGAGGACCCACGAGUCACACUUCAUGUUGGUGAUGGAGUUGCAUUUUUGAAGGCUGUUCCUGCAGGAACUUAUGAUGCAGUAAUAGUGGACUCUUCUGACCCAAUAGGUCCUGCACAAGAGCUUUUUGAGAAGCCCUUUUUUCAGACGGUAGCAAAUGCUCUUCGUCCAGGAGGAGUCGUGUGUACUCAGGCAGAGAGUAUUUGGCUUCACAUGCACAUCAUUGAGGAUAUUGUGGCCAACUGUCGCCAGAUAUUUAAAGGCUCCGUCAACUAUGCAUGGACUACAGUUCCUACAUAUCCAAGGCAUACACUUUUCUGA
Messenger RNA from Prunus armeniaca (apricot), 843 nucleotides. Lineage: Eukaryota; Viridiplantae; Streptophyta; Magnoliopsida; Rosales; Rosaceae. The record is from the annotation of a GenBank genome assembly.